AUGGCAGAAGAUCCGCCAAAAGUGCUGUCGCCACGCCCGGUGCAGGCAAACAUUCCUGUUCUCGACGGAAGUACAGAUCAGCCCUCCAACACUGCAGCAGGACUACCCUCUGAUCCAACCUCGCACCAACCUGCUCAAGAUGGUGAAGGUGACUUGAUCAUGACUUCGCCCACUGCCCCCAAGACAGAAGCUUCUGCAGCAGCCUCUACUCUUCCCAAAACCACUGGCGGGCCCGUCCCCCUCGACUCACCCUUACGGACCACGCCAAUCCAUCCCUCGCUCCCGUCCGUGAAGGUUUCAGACGCCGCCCUGACCAGCGCGCCGAACACGAAUCCCAUAACCCUGCAGCCGUUCACAGAAGCCGAGCUGCAAAAAUACGGGUUCGAAAAGCUCCGGGCACAGAUUCUUUCAGCAGCAGCAACAGCAGUGACAACGGCCGAGAAGGAAACGGAAGAGGAGAUAAUAGCCCGCAUGCGCGAGGAGACGGCGGCGCUGCUGAAGCAGAAGCUCGACGAGAGGGAGGCGCGGACUCGUGAGAUCGAGCGCGAAAUGGAAGAAAAAGAGAAGAUCCGUGAGGUGGAGAGGAAAGUCUUCCGGAAGAAACUGGCCGGUGGGAAGGAGGGUUGA
Messenger RNA from Fonsecaea erecta, 627 nucleotides. RefSeq lists its product as hypothetical. The coding region runs from base 1 to 627 and encodes 208 amino acids. The transcript has a single exon. NCBI's taxonomy places the organism in Eukaryota, Fungi, Ascomycota, Eurotiomycetes, Chaetothyriales, Herpotrichiellaceae. The record is from RefSeq and is a predicted model, not a curated record.